AUGGCCCCGGCCCCAGCCCCGACAAUGGACCACCUGCCGCAUUUGCUGCAGCGCGACUCCAAAGUCAAGCUCGCCGGCAUUGACUGUGACGGAGUGCUGCGAGGCAAGAUUAUGUCCAAGGAAAAGUUCCUGUCCAGCUUCGAGCAGGGCUUUGGGAUGAGUUCAGCGAUUUUUGGAUGGGACAUGCACGACCUGCUGUACACGACCGAGACCACGGUUACAUCAGCAGAGUCGGGAUACGCCGAUCUCAUCGCCGUUCCGGACAUCAAUUCGUAUCGAAGGAUCCCCUGGGAAGAUGAUAUUCCCUUGUUCUUGCUCCAUUUCACCGUCAACGCAGUGCCCUUGCAUGUAGAUGGUCGGAGUAUACUCCGGUCGAUCACUUCGAGGUUGCAGACGCUAGGGUACUCUUCGAAAGCUGGUGUUGAGCUAGAGUUCUUUAAUUACCAGACACCGUCCGAGGACGGGUACGGUGCGAGUUUGGGCACGAACAGACAGGACAUGGCGGCGUUCUUGUCUAGGAACACUCCCGGCGCCCUUCGGCCGCUAACCCAGGGCAUGUUUGGAUACAGUCUCACGCGACAGGCCGCGAACAAACGCUAUUUCCACGACAUCUACGACAGUGCAGAGCGGUUCCAAUGCAAUAUUGAAGCAUGGCACACGGAGAGCGGACCGGGAGUUUACGAGGCUGCUCUGGCGGUGGCGGACACGUGUGAGAUUGCGGAUCGGGUGACGUUAUUCAAAUAUCUCGCCAAAUCGGUAGGCAUCGAGCAUCGCGUAACACCGUGCUUCAUGGCAAAGCCCACGUUCGGCCUGCCCGGCAAUUCUGGCCACAUCCACAUCUCAUUAUACGACCUCGAGGGCCGGAACCUGUUUGCCCGCGACUCGCCCGACCCGGAGGCACAGUGGAGAGACAUAGAACACCUAUCCGACGACGGCCGAUACUUCCUCGCGGGACUUCUUAACGCUCUCCCGGACAUUAUGCCUAUGUUCGCGCCAACGAUCAACUCGUAUAAGCGUCUCGUCGAGAACUAUUGGGCCCCCGUCAACGUGAGUUGGGGUCUAGAGGACCGACUGUCCUCGAUACGCCUGAUCGCCCCUCCCGUGGCGAAGCCUCAAGCCACGAGAUUCGAGGUGCGGAUUCCUGGAGCGGAUUUGCACCCACACUACGCCCUGAGUGCGAUUCUCGGCGCCGGCCUUCGAGGGAUCGAAAGUAAGAUGUCUAUUCCCAUCCCGCCGACGGCGCUGCGGAAAGACAAGCCUGAGUUGUUGCCCAACAGCCUUCUCGCGGCCAACGAUAGAUUCCGUGCUUCUGAUAGCAUUGCACGGGAGAUCUUCGACGGCAAAUUCGUCGACCAUUUCGCCGCGUCGAGGGAGCAUGAAAUCCGAGUGUGGAAGGAAUCUGUGACGGACUGGUAA
Capronia epimyces CBS 606.96 is the source of this 1416-nucleotide messenger RNA. RefSeq names its product glutamine synthetase. The transcript is spliced from 4 exons. Gene Ontology annotation, molecular function: glutamine synthetase activity. The record is from RefSeq and is a predicted model, not a curated record. Lineage: Eukaryota; Fungi; Ascomycota; Eurotiomycetes; Chaetothyriales; Herpotrichiellaceae. Bases 1 to 1416 code for a protein of 471 amino acids.